Dipodomys spectabilis (banner-tailed kangaroo rat) is the source of this 1705-nucleotide messenger RNA. RefSeq names its product glycogenin 1 (gene Gyg1). Gene Ontology annotation, cellular component: cytoplasm. The record is from RefSeq and is a predicted model, not a curated record. Gene Ontology annotation, molecular function: glycosyltransferase activity. NCBI's taxonomy places the organism in Eukaryota, Metazoa, Chordata, Mammalia, Rodentia, Heteromyidae. The coding region runs from base 73 to 1074 and encodes 333 amino acids. The transcript is spliced from 7 exons.
CGCCGGGACCGAGGGGCGCUCAGAGAGGCGGACGGAGGGACGCACCGGCCUCGCCAGCCCGCGGCGCCCGCCAUGGCAGAUCAGGCCUUUGUGACACUGACCACAAACGACGCCUAUGCCAAAGGUGCCCUGGUCCUGGGCUGCUCCCUCAAGCAGCAGGGGACCACCAGGAAGCUGGUCGUGCUGAGCACCCCCCAGGUCUCAGACGCCAUGAGGAAAGCCCUAGAGACGGUCUUCGACGAAGUCCUCACGGUAGAUGUCUUAGACAGUGGUGACUCUGCACACCUGACCUUAAUGAAGCGGCCUGAGCUGGGGGCCACGCUGACGAAGCUGCACUGCUGGUCCCUCACACAGUACUCCAAAUGUGUGUUCAUGGAUGCAGAUACGCUGGUCCUAGCAAAUAUCGACGAUCUCUUCGAGAGAGAAGAAUUGUCAGCAGCACCAGACCCGGGAUGGCCUGACUGCUUCAACUCCGGGGUCUUCGUCUAUCAGCCCUCGGCUGACACCUACAGCCAGCUGCUGCAGCUGGCCGCUGAGCAGGGCAGUUUUGAUGGUGGGGACCAGGGCUUACUCAACACCUUUUUUAGCAGCUGGGCCACAACGGAUAUCAGAAAACACCUGCCUUUCAUUUAUAACAUGAGCAGCAUCUCCAUCUACUCCUACCUCCCGGCGUUUAAAGCGUUUGGCGCCAGUGCCAAGGUUGUGCAUUUCCUGGGACGUGUGAAGCCAUGGAAUUACACUUAUGACCCCCAAACCAAAAGUGUCAAAAGCGUGUCCCACGACACCCCUGUGACUCACCCGGAGUUGCUCGGCCUGUGGUGGGGGCUCUUCACCACCUCCAUCGCCCCUCUGCUACAAACCUUCGGUCUGACCCAUGGCCCGGGCUCAUACCUGAGUGUGGAGCAGGUCUCCGGAGCCGUCUCACACCUGUCCCUCGGGGAGAGCCCCGCCGCACCCCAGCCCUUCGUGUCCUCCGAAGAGCGGAAGGAGAGGUGGGAACAGGGCCAAGCCGAUUACUUGGGAGUGGACUCCUUCGAUAACAUCCAGAGGAAACUUGACACUUACCUCCAGUAGCGGCACCGCCGUUCUCUGUGGACAGCCCGUCUCAGGCACUUGUUUCUGACAAGGCUCAUAGUAUCUAGAGCUGGGUUGCGAGAGGUCUGUUACAGUUGUGGAGGCUUGCACUUACUAGAUUAAGGGUUUUGCACGAAGCAGGUGAGAACUGGGCAGAAGUGGUGAGGAGCUAGGCAGCGCAGCGUCUCCAUCAUCUCACGCUUUGAGGGCGUGCAGCUCUUAGGCUUGCUGUACACAUCGGCUUUCUCUGGUUUAGCUAGUGGUUCGGGAACUCUUGCCAUGCUGACUGUGGUACUGGGUGAAGGAGACGCGGUAUCACACUGUGGCGAUGGCUAGAUUGAACUCUACCGUGUUUCAGAUCCGAGCUCCACGCUCUCCUCUCACAUGGCCCACCUCUCUCUUGCUUACACCUUCACUUCUGGGGACCUGCCUUUUGGAACUGCCUUUAGUGGCACUGCCAAGUGAGUCUUACUUACACAAGACUACCCAUAAACGGUGCGUCAGUAUUCCCUGCACCUCAAGGCAGCAUGUGGAAAAGCUUUUGCUCAGUUCUGUGUAUUUGGAAUAGUAGUGUGUUCUGAUGGCUCCCUGCAGUAGCAUCCUAUAUGAAAAAUAAAGACUUAUCAUGGUA